AUGAACUCGGCUGUGCCAGCCAGCUCCCACCCAGCGACGCGGGCAGCACUGGCACCACCCGUUCCAAUGCAGGAGUCUGCCCGCAGUCCCUGGGCAGAGCUGGUGCAGAGUGGUGGCAUUGGGAACCGCGGAGGUGCAGGGCCCUGCCACCAUCCCACUGCUGCCGGGGAGCUACCGUGCCACCCGCAGACCUUCAGCUUCCUGCCCCACACCACAACCACAUCAUCUUCUGAGCCCAUACCAUGGGUCCUGAUCAUUCCUGGGGCUGUCGAUCCCUGGAAUAUUCCAGGGCUUUGCCGGGGUGACAGCAGCGGAGCCCCCACACGAUGCCCAGCCCUGGUGGCACAGCCACAGACAGGGCCCCCGCUCCCCGUUCCUCCACAGCACCAGGGGCUGACACAGCUCCCUCCAUGGCAUGGCUGGGAGCCCCUCGGAGCCCCUGUCACUGGGGAGGGGACCUUCACUGUCCCUGCUCUGCACCUGGCGGCACCGCUCUCCGCUCCCCUCUUGCGCGCCCCCGGUGCCCAUCGGCCAAGUCCGGCUCUAGCCCAGGCCGCUGAGCGAGUCCAGCCUGCUGGGAGUGGCGGCUCGCUGCUUUACGGCACACUGUGGCGCGGCCCCGCUCAUUGGCGGCAGUUCCCCGGUGGUGGGGGUCCGGUCGGUGCCAUGGACGUGGGGGAGCUGCUCAGCUACCAGCGGGACUCGGUGACGCUGUCGCAAACUUUUGGGGGUCACUUCGGGGAAGCGGUGCCUCGGAGGGACCGGUUACCGGGGACUUUUCGGAAGCCCAACAGAGGCACCAAGCGGCCCCGCGACGAGGAGGAGGAGGAGAUCAAAGCGCGGCGGAAGCAGGCGAGCUCCCGGGAGCACGGCCGCCACCGGGAGGAGGAGGCUGCUGCCCUGGAGGAAACUGAUGAUGAGAAGAAGAAACUCCUUCAGAUAAUCGAGAGGGAUGGAGAAGAGGAAGAGGAAGAAGAGGAACCUCUGGAUGAAAGUUCAGUGAAGAAGAUGAUUCUCACCUUUGAGAAGAGGUCCUACAAAAACCAGGAGCUGCGGAUCAAGUUUCCUGACAACCCAGAGAAGUUCAUGGAGUCAGAGCUGGACCUCAAUGACAUCAUCCAGGAGAUGCAUGUGAUUGCCACCAUGCCAGACCUGUACCACCUGCUGGUGGAGCUCAACGCCGUGCAGUCGCUGCUGGGGCUGCUGGGACACGACAACACCGAUGUCUCCAUCGCUGUGGUAGACUUGCUGCAAGAGCUGACUGAUAUUGAUACUCUCCAUGAGAGUGAAGAAGGAGCUGAGGUCCUCAUAGAUGCUCUGGUGGAGGGUCAGGUUGUGGCCUUGUUGGUCCAGAAUUUGGAGCGCCUGGAUGAAAGCGUGAAGGAGGAAGCUGAUGGAGUCCACAACACCCUGGCAAUCGUGGAGAACAUGGCAGAGUUCAGACCAGAGAUGUGCACGGAAGCGGCGCAGCAGGGCCUGAUGCAGUGGCUGCUCAAGAGGCUCAAGGCCAAGAUGCCUUUCGAUGCCAACAAGCUGUACUGCAGUGAGGUGCUGGCCAUUCUGCUCCAGAACAACGAUGACAACAGAGAAUUGCUCGGGGAGCUGGAUGGGAUCGAUGUGCUGCUGCAGCAGCUGUCGGUGUUCAAACGCCACAACCCCAGCACAGCAGAGGAACAGGAGAUGAUGGAGAACCUCUUUGACUCCCUUUGCUCCUGCCUGAUGCUCAGUUCCAACCGGGAUCGCUUCCUGAAGGGCGAGGGGCUGCAGCUGAUGAACCUGAUGCUGAGGGAGAAGAAGAUCUCCCGCAGCAGUGCCCUGAAGGUUCUGGACCAUGCCAUGAUUGGCCCAGAGGGCACAGACAACUGCCACAAGUUUGUGGACAUUCUUGGUCUGAGAACCAUCUUCCCUCUCUUCAUGAAGUCACCCAAAAAGAUCAAGAAAGUUGGGACAACUGAGAAAGAACAUGAAGAACAUGUCUGUUCCAUCCUGGCCUCCCUCCUGCGAAACCUGAGAGGGCAGCAGAGGACACGGCUGCUGAAUAAAUUCACCGAGAACGACAGUGAGAAGGUGGAUAGGCUGAUGGAGCUGUAUUUUAAGUACCUUGACGCGAUGCAGGCAGCUGAUAAGAAGAUUGACGGCGAGAAGCACGACAUGGUACGGAGGGGAGAGAUCAUAGAUGAUGACAUGGAGGAUGAGUUCUACCUGCGCCGCCUGGACGCUGGGCUCUUCGUCCUGCAGCUCAUCUGUUACAUCAUGGCAGAGAUCUGCAAUGCCAACGUCCCCCAGGUUCGUCAGAGAGUCCACCAGAUCCUGAACAUGAGGGGCAGCUCCAUCAAGAUCGUCCGGCACAUCCUGAAGGAGUAUGCAGAGAACAUCGGGGAUGGGAAGAACCAGGAGUUCCGGGAGAGUGAGCAGAAGAGGAUCCUGGACCUGCUGGAGAACUUCUGAGGGCUCAGGGGCAGAGUCCCUGCAUGGGGUUUGGCUGUCCCCUGUCUGCCCACGGAGAUGUGGCACCUGCUGCAGCUGCUGCUGCCUCCUCCAGCCCUGCUUGCACCACACAAGAGAUGUUUCUGUGAAACUGCUGCUCCUGAGUGGGGGUUGGAGGUAUUAAAGAUGCU
Indicator indicator is the source of this 2618-nucleotide messenger RNA. It is a transcript of the gene CTNNBL1, whose product is annotated as catenin beta like 1. The record is from RefSeq and is a predicted model, not a curated record. The coding region runs from base 1 to 2448 and encodes 815 amino acids. Gene Ontology annotation, cellular component: spliceosomal complex. Lineage: Eukaryota; Metazoa; Chordata; Aves; Piciformes; Indicatoridae. The transcript has 21 exons.